This is a messenger RNA of Phyllopteryx taeniolatus (common seadragon), 2132 nucleotides long. RefSeq lists its product as uncharacterized. Bases 1232 to 1891 code for a protein of 219 amino acids. Lineage: Eukaryota; Metazoa; Chordata; Actinopteri; Syngnathiformes; Syngnathidae. The record is from RefSeq and is a predicted model, not a curated record. The transcript is spliced from 2 exons.
UCACACUGGCGCACGCUUGGUCAAAAAAAAAAAAAAAAACGUCUUUUAGUUGGGUAGUUCAAAAAGGGCGACUCGGAGAGAUGCCCUACACACUGGACGUUCAAAUAUCUGUAUCAUAUUUUCUUUUUCAAUAUGUAUCAUUUUGACAAUUUAGUUUACAGCAAACAACCCAACUUCGCCAUCGCUCGAAUCUAGAAUAUUUGCUUAACGAGCAAUGCAAAUCAUUUCUAAUGAUGCAGAAUCAAUCUAUGAUGCACGAGUACUGAAAUAAUGGACUUUUUGAUCUUAUUCUAAUUUAUGGAGAUGUUACUAAUAUGGCGCACGCGUCACUUUGAAAUGUCGGCAUGGCUUGAAGCAUUUUUUUGAUUGACUUGCGAUCACAUCAGCGCAUUCAUAUGUCGUGACGGCUUGUGCGUGGGAGUCAAGUAUCUGACUGAAGCGAACCGUUUGUUUCAGGGGAGUCGCGACCUCAGGGAUUGCAAAUGUUGGACAUUCAAGUUAGCUUCCGAGAAAGCACAUGCAUUUGUAACAUGUUCAGCUGUUUUGUGUGCGUGUGUGGGGGUUUUCUUUCUUUCUUUCUUUCUUUCUUUCUUUCUUUCUCUCUCUCUGGAUAGAUCCUGAGUACAUGUCGUGAAUUGUGGUGGCAGUUUAACAGGUUGUGUCCUCAAGUCACGGGUGUCGAACUGCGUCUUGUCAGGGGCCACAUCUUGGGUCAACAUCGCGACCGGGUGCCUUUGGGUGUCCUCAUCCGGAUCUUUCCUCAUCACGCUACAUACUCCCAAUUGGUCUCGCGAGCGAGGACAAAGUUAGGGAAAUCAUCGGGCUGUGCGCUUUUGCCGUCAAAUGAACAUGUUCGCUUUAUUUGAUCAAUUCCUGACAAAUAGCUCGCAAAUACAAAAAUGGUCAUGUAGAGCAUUUAUUUUGCAAGAAGAAGAAAAAAAAAGGUCGAAAUACAACAAAAGCUACUGUUUUGGCUAUUGGCUAUAUAUAUAUAUAUAUAUAUAUAUAUAUAUAUAUUUGCAGACCUGUGAAUAUUUAAUUGAAUUUAAAAUCAGAUGUGAUGGAAACUAGUGACAACCAAAUAUGACUAACUAUUGUCCAAUUUGGGGAAAAUGUGGCGCUGAGCUUCUGUCAAAAAGUGACGAAAAAGAAAUCCCUUGUAAAAUAAUGUUUCGUUGCCUUCGGCACCCUUGUCGCCGAAGGUUUGUCAAAGACGACGACCACGACGACGAUGUUGACAUUGCAAGAUGACGACGACGCGAAAGCAAACAUUGCGGCAGGUGUGUUUGAAAAGCGAGCUCGCGCUCAGAGAUGGACGCGGCGGCGAGCGGACGACAAGCGCUCAACGGUCAGUUUUCGACUCCGCAUUUGGAUGUCUCUUUUUUGUGUGUGUGUUUGUUCUCUCGGUUGUCCAACUUUGCGUGCAGGAGGCGCCGAGGAGCCACUCGCUGCACGUCCGAAGCCGCCCAAGGCUCCGGAGUCGCUGGGUCUGUCUCGCUGCGCGGGUUGCUUCAAGCGGCAAACACACGCCGUCAGGUCAGCGGGAAGCUCAGAGGACCGCCGACAGUCGUCAUCUUCCAGCGAAGACGACGACGACGACGAUGACGACGACGCGCCUGCAGGGGGAGCCGGUGAGCACGAGGGGAUCCGCGCUCACCGGCAGAACGAGACGGGAGACGCGACGAACGGCCGGCAAGGUGACCGCCGCCCCGCGCCGUGCGUAAGCAAAUUGCGCUCGCGAUGCGAUCGGCACGCGUGGGGGGAAAAAAAAAAAGCACAACAGGAGUUUCAGAUUAUCGCCUUCGACUUUCCGCACAUUGUUCUCGUUAUUAUUGUUGUCGUUUUUUUUCUACACCUUCCUUUUUUGCGUCUUCAAUUUCUACACUUUUGAAAAUGGCAAAACCUUUUAGAAAUGAAAAAUAAAUCCCACUCUAAAUUCUUCAUACUUUCUGUACUCAGAAAACAAUGUAACAUUAAUAAAACAAAACAUUAUUUUAACAAGGCUUAAAAAUAAAACAAAAUGCUACUCUAAAAAACUACUCUACUUUUGUCAUUUUCCAUUUUGACAUUUAAUUUGUUUUUGCGUUUGAAAAAUAAAAAUAUAUUUUAAAUCUAUUAUUUGGAUUCUUUUU